AUGGCAUCAAAGUCAGGAGUUUUCAUUGUUGGCGCUAAACGAACAGCAUUUGGGACAUUCGGCGGAAAAUUAAAGAAUACCUCAGCUACAGAUCUUGGAGUUAUUGCUAGUGUUGCUGCACUAAAGCAUGCUAAUGUUAAAGCUGAUGACAUCGACCACGUUAUCUUCGGAAAUGUCGUUCCAAGUGCCAAAGAUGGAAUCUAUCUUUCUCGCCAUAUUGGUCUAAGAAGUGGAGUUCCACAGAACAUUGGAGCUCUUACAGUGAAUCGACUCUGUGGUUCUGGAUUCCAAGCUCUUGUCAACGCUGCUCAGCAAAUCAAGCUCGGCGAAUCGAAGAUCGUCAUUGCCGGAGGUACUGAGAACAUGACUCAAGUCCCAUUCGCAGUUAGAAAUAUCCGAUUUGGGACAGCUCUUGGUAUGAAGUAUGAGUUCGAAGACAUGCUAUGGGAGUCUUUGAGCGAUAGCUAUGCGAAAAUGGCUAUGGGUCAAACAGCAGAGAAACUUGGACAACAGUAUAAGGUAACACGAAAAGAAGCGGAUGAAUUCGCUUUGCGAUCACAGCAAUUGUGGAAAAAAGCUCAAGAUGCAGGAUACUACAAAGCAGAGAUUACACCAAUGACAGUUAAGGGCAAAAAGGGCGAGGAGACAUUUGAGGUUGAUGAGCAUCCGCGACCUUCUACAACUAUGGAAACACUGGCAAAAUUGAAACCUGUUUUCCAGAAGGAUGGCCUGAUCAACGCUGGAAAUGCGUCGGGUAUCUCGGACGGUGCAGCUGCCAUGGUUGUUGCUGGGGAAGAAUCUGUAGAAAAACAUGGAUUGAAACCUCUCGUACGAGUUGUCGCCUAUGCUGCCGUAGGUUGUGAUCCCACAAUUAUGGGUAUUGGUCCUGCUCCAGCUAUUCGCCAGGUUCUUGGCCAAACUGGUAUGAAGAUGGACGAUAUCGAUAUCUUUGAGAGGUAG
Strongylus vulgaris is the source of this 960-nucleotide messenger RNA. Lineage: Eukaryota; Metazoa; Nematoda; Chromadorea; Rhabditida; Strongylidae. The record is from the annotation of a GenBank genome assembly.